CUCUGUGUUCCGCACGGCAGAGAAAAGGAGGUGGAAGGAGAGGAGAGAGAAAAAAAUGUCAUUAGAAGAGGCGUAACACGUCAGUCCCUACCCAGGUUUGUUUCCUGGAGUGGGUGUAAGACAUCAGUUGUAAACCUGCCCUAGCAGGAAUAGCGGUCCCUCCCUCCUCCCAACUAUUUCUGAGGCUUUUAUUUCUAAGGCUUUAUUAUUAUCACCGGUGGAAAAGGAUCCGCUCGCCAUCAUCCCUCCUCGGCAGCUCCCAUCUGAGAGUCGCGUCUUUAACGCCUCCAUUUAAUAAAUAAAAAAAAAAAACAAGCAGAUAUCACGCAGAAAAAUCAAGGGAUCGAGUCCAUGCGAGCUGCCAUCUGAUCCCCCCUACCUCCUCCACCACUUUCCACACACACACACACACACACACACACACACACGCACACACCUAUCAAUGAAGCAGGAGAUCAUGGCGGAUGGCCCCAGGUGUAAGAGGCGAAAACAAGCCAAUCCGAGGCGGAAAAACGCAGCUCUUAACUAUGAGAAUGUGGUGGAGACGGGCUCAGAGACAGAGGAGGAGGACAAGCUGCCCGUGUCCGAGGAGGACCCCCUGAUCAACGGCACGGGCAGCCCGGCGAGCCUCACCAACCCCGAGGCGUCGCCGCGCGCCGAGAGCCACGGCCUGCUGACCAAGGACGAAGAGGACGACGAGAUGCGGGACAGCGGCGUGGAGCACAUCUGGCCUGACAACGACAUCCUGAGUGCCUCGGUCGACGGUACUGAUGAAAUAAAAGAUGAUUUUGAUGCCCUGGGGCCUGAAGCCACCUUGCAGGCAGUUGGAAACGGUACAGUCAAAAGCAUGGAUUGCACUUCAGAGCUGGAGGACUUCUUCGCCAAGCGAAAGCUGGACGACGGCGACAGCCACGUGGUGAGCAUCGCCGAGUACCUGCAGCGCGGCGACACCGCCAUCAUUUACCCAGAAGCCCCGGAGGAGCUGAGCCGGCUGGGAACGCCGGAGGCAACGGGACCCGAGGAAAACGACCUGCCACCUGGAACGCCAGAUGCCUUCGCCCAACUGUUGACCUGCCCCUACUGCGACCGGGGCUACAAGCGUUUGACUUCGCUCAAGGAGCACAUCAAGUACCGCCAUGAGAAGAACGAGGAGAACUUCGCCUGCCCCCUGUGCAACUACACGUUCGCCUACCGCACUCAGCUGGAGCGGCAUAUGGCCACACACAAGCCCGCCAGGGAUCAGCACCAACUGCUCAACCAAGCAGCCGGAAACCGCAAGUUUAAAUGCACCGAGUGCGGCAAGGCCUUCAAGUACAAACACCACCUGAAGGAGCACCUCCGGAUUCACAGCGGUGAAAAGCCCUACGAGUGUCCCAACUGCAAGAAGCGCUUCUCCCACUCGGGCUCCUACAGCUCCCACAUCAGCAGCAAGAAGUGCAUCGGCCUGAUCGCCGUCAACGGCCGCAUGCGCACCAACCUGAAGCCGGGCUCCUCCCCCACCUCCGCCUCCGCCUCGCCCACCAACACUGCCAUCACCCAGCUGCGCCAGAAGAUCGAGAACGGCAAGUCGCUGGGCCUCGCGGAUCACGGGAACCACAUGAGCAUCAAAACAGAGCCGCUUGACUUCAACGACUACAAGCUGAUGAUGGCUUCCCACGGGUUCGGCGCUCCCGUUCCGUUUAUGAACGGAGGGAUGGGAGGGACCAGUCCGCUGGGCGUCAACCACCACAACUCGACGGCGCAGAGCCCUCUGCAGCACCUGAGCAUGGCCGGCCUGGAGUCGCAGUUUGGCGGCUACCCAGGUCCGUUGGCGAACAACCUUAGCGAGGUGCAGAAGGUCCUCCAGAUCGUGGACAACACUGUGUGCAGGCAGAAAAUGGACUGCAAGCCGGAGGAACUCUCCAAGCUCAAGGCCUACAUGAAGGAGCUGGGAAACCAGAUGGAGGAGCAGAAGCAGGGGUUGACGUCGCCAGGGGGGCCUCAGGUUGGUCUUCCAUUGGUCAAUCACAACGGCGCUACCAAAAGCAUCAUCGACUACACAUUGGAGAAAGUGAACGAAGCCAAAGCCUGCCUCCAGAGCUUGACGACAGACUCAAAGAGACAGAUUAGCAAUAUCAAACGAGAGAAAUCCAACCACAUGCUCGAAGGAGGUGUGGAGGAGAAGGUGCCCGAAAACAUGUUUACACCGUACGCUUGUCAGUAUUGCAAAGAAACCUUCCCAGGGCCAAUACCUUUGCACCAACAUGAACGCUACCUGUGCAAAAUGAACGAGGAGAUCAAAGCUGUGCUGCAGCCCAGUGAGAAUCUGAUGGCUAACAAACCAGGGAUAUUCAUGGAGAAGAACUCCCACUCCUCCAUUUUGUCUGAGAAGGGACUCACCGGCCCCCUCAACCCCUACAGGGACCACAUGUCUGUGCUGAAAGCUUACUUUGCCAUGAACAUGGAGCCCAACUCGGAGGAGCUGCUCAAAAUUUCCAUAGCGGUCGGCCUUCCUCAGGAAUUUGUCAAGGAAUGGUUUGAGCAGCGAAAGAUGUACGAGUAUAGCACUACCAGGACCCCACCACUAGAGCACAGGAACAACACGGAAAUGGUUGUCGGAACAAAUAACCACCAAACUCCUCCAAAAGACUCUUUGGCAGCUAGGUCGCCCGUGUCUCUCAUUAAGCCCUCCGACCGCAUCACGUCCCCCUCCAUCGCGGAGCUCCACAACAACGUCAACAACUGUGACAACGCGCUUAGACAUUUGAAGAACCACCAGUUCGGCAGCAACGGCAAGUCCGCCGGCGAGAAGCUGGACCACUCCCGCAGCAACACCCCGUCGCCUCUGAACCUGUCGUCCACAUCUUCCAAAAACUCCCACAGCAGCUCCUACACUCCAAACAGCCUGACGUCGGAGGACCUGCAGGCCGAGCCGCUCGACCUCUCUCUGCCCAGACUCAUGAAGGAGCCCAAGCACGCACUGACCGUCAAGAGCAGGCCGAAGGUCAACAGCAUCACCAUCGACCACAGCAGCAUCCCGUCUCCCCGAGAGCACUUCGAAGAGCCGCUGAACUUGGCCUAUCUCAAGAAGGAUUUCUCAGGCUCAACCAACAAUGGGAACCUUGAAAAAAGCACUAGCCCCAUCUUUGGCAUUAACCCGUUUGCUGCCAAACCUUUGUACACGUCACUUCCACCGCAGAGCGCUUUCCCCCCGGCCACUUUCAUGCCCCCCAUGCAGGCCAGCAUACCGGGUCUCAGGCCGUACCCGGGCAUGGAUCAAAUGGGCUUCCUACCGCACAUGGCCUACACUUACGCAGCAGGGGCGGCUACCUUUGCCGAGAUGCAGCAGAGGAGAAAGUACCAGCGAAAACCGGGUUUCCAGGGGGACCUGCUUGACGGUACACCAGAUUACUUGUCAGGGCUGGACGACAUGACAGACCCCGACUCCUGUCUGUCGCGGAAGAAGAUUAAGAAGACCGAAAGUGGUAUGUACGCGUGUGACUUGUGCGACAAAACAUUCCAGAAGAGCAGUUCCCUUCUAAGACACAAAUAUGAACACACAGGCAAGCGGCCGCACCAGUGCCAGAUCUGCAAGAAAGCCUUCAAACACAAACACCAUCUCAUCGAGCACUCGCGGCUGCACUCCGGAGAGAAGCCGUACCAGUGCGACAAAUGCGGCAAGCGCUUCUCCCACUCGGGCUCCUACUCGCAGCACAUGAACCACCGCUACUCCUACUGCAAGCGGGAGGCCGAGGAGCGGGAGGCGGCGGAGCGGGAGGCCCGGGAGAAGGGCCACCUGGAGCCCACCGAGCUGCUGAUGAGCAGGGCGUACUUGCAGGGCAUGACUCCUCAAGGCUACCCGGCGGAGCUGGCGGAGCGCGAGGCCAUCCUGAGGCACGACGGCGUGAACGGAGGGAUCAGGGCAGAGGGGCGGAAGGAGGUGGACGGAACGUACGCGAAGAUAGGACGGAGGGACGAGUUCGAGGAGGAGGAAGAGGAAGAGAGCAAGAGCAUGGACACGGACCCGGACACGUUGAGGGACGAGGAGGAGAACGGGGAGCACUCGAUGGACGACAGCUCGCUGGACGGCAAAACGGAAACCAAAUCGGAUCACGAGGAUGCCAUGGAGGACGGCAUGUAACGGACGGUUUUCAGGGAGCUUCCCAUCUUACAGUUUUCAGUUUGUCUCUUUCGGUUCGGCAUUCUCACCUGCUCGGUUUAAAACGCCGCCGCCGCGUUUUAAGCUGCACGUGCCUGAAGCUUCCGGGAAGCUCUCUUUGGGACGACGUCUGCCGAAGCGGGACGCGAUGGACUCAGAAAUCAGUGGCGGGUUUGUGAAAUAAGCUGCAUUAUGCAAACCGAACAACGAAUAAAUGAAUAAAAA
Molecule: messenger RNA, 4363 nt
Organism: Poecilia latipinna (sailfin molly)
Lineage: Eukaryota; Metazoa; Chordata; Actinopteri; Cyprinodontiformes; Poeciliidae
Gene: zeb2b
Product: zinc finger E-box binding homeobox 2b
Exons: 10
Coding region: 443-4120 (1225 amino acids)
Biological process (GO): regulation of transcription by RNA polymerase II; anatomical structure development
Molecular function (GO): DNA-binding transcription factor activity, RNA polymerase II-specific; RNA polymerase II cis-regulatory region sequence-specific DNA binding
Source: RefSeq, a predicted model, not a curated record